Protopolystoma xenopodis is the source of this 696-nucleotide messenger RNA. The record is from the annotation of a GenBank genome assembly. NCBI's taxonomy places the organism in Eukaryota, Metazoa, Platyhelminthes, Monogenea, Polystomatidea, Polystomatidae.
AUGCUGAGCCAUCUGCUGUCCAACUCAGGCAGCUCCAAGUCGAGUGGACCUAUGAACACUGCCUUCUCAAAGAGCGAUCUGGCCAGCGUAAUUGGCAACGAGAACCUUCAGUCGUCGAGACUAGGCCUGCCAAAGAUCAGCGACUUCGCGGAGUCGAUGGACGUGAGUCGUCUUUCACCUGAGCAACUCGCAGCGUUAGCUCUCUACUACUCUGGCCCGUUCGCCGAGGCUCAUUCGGCCUCCCAUGCUCCUGCCUCUGCUCACGUUGCCCAGGGCAACAGCAAAUCCGAGGCAGACUUUGGAGAGGCCUUUGGCCGAGGUCUGCCCUCGGACCCGGGCAAACCGUCGCCUCGUCCCCUCGGCAUCGCUCCGGACGAGCCUCUGACGCAGCCGGCCCCCGAGACCAGUACAGCCCCGGCAACUCUGUUGGUACCGUCGGCUGCCGGCCUGCUCUCCGGCCUCAAUCUCAUGCAUCCCGCUGCGUCUGGUCUCUCUCCGUCGAGUGAGUUGAGGUGGAGUGGAUCUUUUCGGGAUACCUUAUUUGCUGAUACACACAUACACAAAACACUCACACCACUAUCACACCGAUCAACCGGGUCCGUUGCAAAUGGAAUUUGCCCAGGGCCACUUAAGAUCACCACAUUUCAGCAAUACCAUCCCUGCCAUCGGGUCGUUUCGACCACGAAGAGAAACUGA